Molecule: messenger RNA, 2919 nt
Organism: Bufo bufo (common toad)
Lineage: Eukaryota; Metazoa; Chordata; Amphibia; Anura; Bufonidae
Gene: TRIM9
Product: tripartite motif containing 9
Exons: 11
Coding region: 1-2295 (764 amino acids)
Molecular function (GO): zinc ion binding; protein binding
Source: RefSeq, a predicted model, not a curated record
AUGGAAGAGAUGGAGGAGGAGCUGAAGUGUCCGGUGUGCGGCUCCUUCUACCGGGAGCCUAUUAUCCUGCCAUGUUCCCACAGCUUGUGCCUGGCUUGUGCCCGCAACAUCCUGGUGCAGACGCCGGACUCGGAGUCCCCGCAGAGCCGCCGGGCGUCGGGUCUGUCCGACUACGACUACCUGGACCUGGAUAAGAUGAGUCUGUACAGCGAGGCAGACAGCGGCUACGGGUCGUACGGAGGCUUCGCCAGCGCCCCCACCACCCCCUGCCAGAAAUCCCCCAACGGGGUGCGGGUGUUCCCCCCGAGCAUGCCCGCUCCCCACCUGCCGCACCAUCACUCCUCCGGGGCGCUGCUGCCUCCCCUUCCCGCCCGCAACCAGUGCCUGACCUGCCCGCAGUGCCACCGCUCCCUCCUGCUGGACGAGCGGGGUCUGCGGGGCUUCGCUAAGAACCGGGUGCUGGAGGGGGUGAUCGAGCGCUACCAGCAGAGCAAGGCGGCCGCCCUGAGGUGCCAGCUGUGCGAGAAGAGCCCCAAGGAGGCCACGGUGAUGUGCGAGCAGUGCGACGUCUUCUACUGCGAGCCCUGCCGCCUGCGCUGCCACCCGCCCCGCGGGCCCCUGGCCAAGCACCGGCUGCUGCCCCCGGCCCAGGGCAGGGUGAGCCGGAGGCUGAGCCCCCGCAAGAUCUCCACCUGCACCGACCACGAGCUGGAGAACCACAGCAUGUACUGCGUCCAGUGCAAGAUGCCGGUGUGCUACCAGUGCCUGGAGGAGGGCAAGCACGGCAGCCACGAGGUCAAGGCGCUGGGGGCCAUGUGGAAGCUGCACAAGAGUCAGCUUUCCCAAGCCCUGAAUGGAUUGUCAGACAGAGCAAAGGAAGCCAAAGAAUUUCUGGUCCAACUAAGAAACAUGGUCCAGCAAAUCCAGGUACAGUUGUCAGCUGACAAAGGCUCAAACCACAAGGAGAACAGCGUGGAGUUUGAGGCCUGCCUGGUUGCACAGUGUGACGCUCUUAUCGAUGCCCUUAAUAGAAGGAAGGUGCAACUUCUUUCACGGGUUAAUAAAGAACAUGAACACAAGCUGAAGGUGGUACGAGAUCAGAUCUCUCACUGCACGGUAAAACUGCGGCAGACGACUGGGUUGAUGGAGUAUUGUCUGGAAGUGAUAAAGGAGAACGACCCCAGUGGUUUCCUUCAGAUCUCUGAUGCUCUGAUACGAAGGGUCCACCUGACUGAGGAUCAGUGGGGAAAAGGAACGCUCACCCCAAGGAUGAACACAGACUUCGAUCUAAACCUGGACAGCGCCCCCCUCCUGCAGUCCAUCCAUCAGCUGGACUUUGUACAGAUGAAAGUUCCCUCUUUAGUCCCUGCGCCCCCAAUUCUCCAGAUGGAAGAGUGCUGCACCCACAACAACAGUGCCACCCUGUCCUGGAAACAGCCGCCCAUGUCCAUGGUGCAAGCGGAAGGAUAUAUUCUGGAGCUGGACGACGGGAACGGCGGUCAGUUCAGGGAAGUAUUUGUCGGGAAGGAGACGAUGUGCACAGUGGACGGCCUGCACUUCAACAGUACAUAUAACGCCCGAGUCAAGGCCUUCAAUAAAGCUGGGGUCAGCCAGUACAGCAAGACCCUGGUCCUCCAGACCUCCGAAGGUCCCUAUCCUCGAAUGUCAGCCUCUCUUGCAGCUCAUUUGCAAAUCAACACCACCAUGCCCUCUCCACUCGAGUUCCUCCAAAACUCAGAACAGGAAACUUGUGUGUCUUCAGUGGCCUGGUUCGCCUUUGACCCUGGUUCAGCGCACUCGGACAUCAUCUUCUCGAAUGACAACCUGACCGUUACCUGUAACAGCUAUGAUGACCGAGUAGUGUUAGGGAAGACCGGCUUCUCCAAAGGAGUUCACUAUUGGGAGCUGACCAUUGACAGGUACGACAAUCACCCAGAUCCUGCCUUCGGUGUGGCCCGGGUUGAAGUGAUGAAGGACGUCAUGCUGGGAAAAGACGACAAAGCUUGGGCCAUGUACGUGGACAACAACCGCAGCUGGUUCAUGCACAACAACUCCCACACGAACAGGACUGAAGGAGGCAUCACCAAGGGGGCCACAGUUGGUGUCCUCUUAGACUUCACCAGGAGAACUUUGACCUUCUCCAUCAAUAAGGAGCAGCAGGGACCUGUGGCAUUUGAAAACAUGGAGGGCUUGUUGUUUCCUGCUGUGAGUCUCAACAGGAAUGUGCAGGUAACACUUUAUACCGGUUUGCCGAUUCCUGGAUUCUACUCGUCUCGGGCAUCCAUAGCAUCUUAAAAGUGCCAGAAGGACUGAAAUUGCUCUUAAAGUCCCAGACGGUCAUCGCAUUGGAUUCAAAAGCAGCAAACUGUUCUUACGAAAAGCAGAAUGUCUGUCUGCAAGACAUUGUAAAUACAUAGGGGGCAGAAUAUAUGGGGUGCUCACAGAGACCCUCCAGCUCUAACUAACGUCCAGCUCUGUACAGGUAGACCUUCUCCUGAUGACCAGCGCUGACUUCUCUAUUGUGUCCAGCUUUGUACCUAUCCAUAAUGUUCUUACCUCUUCAUCAUAUCCCACGUUUGUGCCGUUCCUAUCAGUUUCUGUCCAGGAGGUUGACUCUACAUAUCUCUAGGAUGCUCAGUUCUCAAACGUACAUAGUGGUACCACCAAAGUUCUGCUUUGGUGUCCAGCUGUAUCCAGUGUGGAACAACCAUAGUUCUCCAGUUUUUGUGUCCAGCUGUAUCCAGAGUGGCGCCACCAUAGUUCUCAAGUUUUGGCACCCAUCAGUAUGCAGUGUGGUCUCACCAUAGUUCUCCAGUUUUGGUGUCCAGCUGUAUCCAGAGUGGUGCCACCAUAGUUCUCAAGUUUUGGCACCCAUCCAGAGUGGUGCCACCAUAGUUCUCAAGUUUUUGCACCCAUCAG